Molecule: messenger RNA, 1098 nt
Organism: Cylicocyclus nassatus
Lineage: Eukaryota; Metazoa; Nematoda; Chromadorea; Rhabditida; Strongylidae
Source: the annotation of a GenBank genome assembly
AUGCACGUACCAUUCUUGGACAAUCCGAAGCUGCUAUGUAAAGUCGUUCCACUAUCGAUACUUGUGAUCCUUUUCACCGCUUUGGUUGUCUAUGUUUCAUGGGGCUUGCAUAUCUUCAAUCCUACACCUUUAAUAAUUCACAUGGACUGUAGUAUCUACGAAGGUGCUAGAGGAAAGGAUAAUCUCGAAGCAUACAAGCAAAAUCGAAGUGUGAUCCGACAUCAGAUAGAUCUUAACGAAACCAAAUGUUCCUUGAUUCGAAAGCGACGUUAUCUUCCAGUUGAAAUACCCGACAGAAUGGAAGUCCACCACCACAUGUACUUUUUGAGGAUUGUUAGUAAGGAUUAUGAUUUCCUGGAGGAAGUAAUGACCAUGAUGUAUUCCCCGCUACACUUUUACUGCUUCGUUAUUGACAGUAACGCUUCCCCUAAAUUUGAGCAGUUGGUACGAAUUCUCGGUCAAUGCAUAUUGAACAUAAUCGUUCCGCCUGGAAAGUUCAAUACCACGACUGCUAAUGGCACCUUUGCUGCUUACAACGCCUGUUUCAAUGAUAUGGAAGGUUUUCCAUGGAAGCACACCAUCAUCACUGAAGAAAACGAAAUGCCGAUUCAUUCCAUCCAUUACAUCGCUGAUAAUGCACGACGAAUCCAAAAUGCAGCUCGUAUUGGCAGGGUUACGCUAUCUGAAGAACAUAUUCGAAUUCUAGGCGAUGAUCUGUCCAAAGCGAGCGAAAAGGAUCAAGACUUUAUAAGAAGAUCGUUAUGCACAUGGUUCACCACGCGUCGUUUCCCUAUAACUCUACCAAGAUCUUUCCAGCCAGUUCUAUUCAAGUACAUGGAAAACCAAACUCUAGAGAACUGUGAGCCCCUUUCAAGUGCUUUCGACAAGGAAAUUGCUUUGGAAGCUUGUCACACGAAACGAUACGACAACAGAGGAAACUGCAUCGUUGGCAUGGAGGACUACGAGGAUUCAAUAAAAUCGAAAUAUCUAUUUGUACGAGCCGAUCCAUAUUUUGACGACGGCAUCAUACAAUGCGUGAAUGCAUUCGUCUAUCGUCGAACAUACAAGAAUGGCUAUGGCGAUAUACAUUACAACUGA